This is a messenger RNA of Gossypium raimondii (Peruvian cotton), 1358 nucleotides long. RefSeq lists its product as uncharacterized. The transcript is spliced from 3 exons. Gene Ontology annotation, biological process: proteasome-mediated ubiquitin-dependent protein catabolic process. Gene Ontology annotation, molecular function: polyubiquitin modification-dependent protein binding. The record is from RefSeq and is a predicted model, not a curated record. Lineage: Eukaryota; Viridiplantae; Streptophyta; Magnoliopsida; Malvales; Malvaceae. The coding region runs from base 286 to 615 and encodes 109 amino acids. Gene Ontology annotation, cellular component: proteasome regulatory particle, base subcomplex; nucleus; cytosol.
AAUUAAAUUAGGCAAAAUCUUACUACUUUAUACUCCUCGAUGAACCUUUCUCCAUGUGUAUAGUAAUACAAUUUUAUUUGUGAUAAAAAUUAAUUGCUUGCAUAGUUCUUCUCAUUCUCAACUCAUCUCCUAACUCAUUACUCAAAUCUGUUACACCAAAAUUCAAUUUCUCUAAUCAAUUAGUUAAAAUUAUUCAAACUCUAGGAGCAUGUUUGAUUGGGGGAAUAGGAAUGCAUUCCCCCUAUUCGGUGGGCCCACCACCAAACCAACGUUUGGUUGGCUGUAAUGCCAUUACAGUCUGAUUCCAUUCAGACCCUAUUACAUGAAAAGGCUGUAAUAGCCAUUCCUUGCCCACAUAUCCGAUUGGCUAUUCCAUCCGGCUCUCUUUUUCCAUUUUCCAAUUUUUGCCCUCCUUCAUCUUCUCCUUUACUUUCUUGCCAUAUUUCAGAUUUUCUCAUUCAUCUUCUCCCACAGAUCUCCAUGGUUCUCGAGGCUACUAUGAUAUGCAUUGAUAACUCAGAAUGGAUGCGAAACGACGAUUAUUCUCUGUCUCGAUUUCAAGCCCAAGCUGAUGCUAUUAGUCUUAUUUGUGGAGCUAAAACCCAAGUAAAAUGAUUGCCUUUUAAUGGAAUGUAAAAUUAUGGGAAUUUGAUUUCAUUUAAUGAAUUAAUGGCAGUCUAAUCCGAAGAAUACGGUAGGGAUUUUGACUAUGGUGGGAAAAGGAGUACGUGUAUUGGCUACUCCUACUAGUGAACUUGGAAAAAUCUUGUCUUGCAUACAUGGUACUUAUUUUUUUUAGUCAUGUUUGGAGACUAUUAGAACCUUAGAAGUACGUGUAUUGCUUUACCAUUGCACUCCUAAAGAGAGAAAUUGGGUUCGAACUUAGAACCUUAGAGACAAACCCAAAAGGAUUAGUCUUUAUGAACUUAUAACGGACAUGGAGGAUACUUUAUUUACUUCUAAUAAGAAAAAUUGACGUAUAUGUGGAAGGAAAACAGCAUUAAUAGUUUUACGGCUUGAUAUUUGGAUCAUACGAGUACUUUACUUUACUUAACUUUAGCAAAUUUGUACCAUGACCUAUGUAAAGCAUGCAGUUCUGUGAGAAAUCCAUGUUUGAUAACCUCUGUGAAAGACGAGCAGCUUUUUAUUAGAGUUUAGAAAUGGAGAACUUGUCAUUGCUGUUGGGUUUCAGGAGUUAUAUUUAGUGUAGCUUGUCAUUUUUAUGCAAAAGUAGCAUGUAAUUAAUGAGUAAUCUAUGAUAUUUUAUUUACAUAUUUCUGAAUUAAAAGUCAUCUUCCUUCCACUCUAUUAGCUAUGUCAUCAUCGUUACCUUCUUAUUCUCCAUGUACGUUUCAAUG